AAUGUUCUAAUCGUAUAGAGGACAUAUGAAUUCGCUGGAUUACCGAUCUUUUGUGGGUCUGAGACUGAAAUAUCAUAAGUAUUUCCAUUUGGUAGUUUUAUUGUUUCUGUCACUGGUAUAACAGAUGCUGUGUGUCUCUGAGAUUGCUGUAAUGAUAGACUCCUCUUACGCUCAGAUAAGCUCUCAUUAUCAUCGUCGUCAUUGACAACGUUAGUACCGUCAUUGUGAUUGUCUGGUGUAGACUCCUUGAUGGUUUCCUGUGCGUAGUCGGGGUCGUUGUCGAGCUUGCUAUCGUCAUUGGCGGGGGAUGGUUCAUCUAAAGAAACUUCUUUGAAUUGCUGCUUUAUAUCGUCUUCUUUAACUUCCUUUGGAGCUGCAAAUGAACUCUGAAGGUCUGCAAAUGGAUUGUCGUCUAUUGAGUCCAUCGUUGAAAAGUACAACGAUGUGCGGAAUAAUAUUUCAUUCGAUAAAACAACCAAUAGACUAUAAAGAUCUAGUUAUACGCAAUAAAAGACGUGGUCCUGAUUAUCUAUCAACUAAGAAUACACCAGCUGGUUACUUCACAAGCACAGUUUUGCAUUUACGUGGAAAUGCACUCACACAGCAACCAUUAGAGAGUGAUAAAGGUGAUAUUUUAUGCUAUAAUGGUCAGAUAUUUGAUUCAUUCGAGGUUCCAGAUGAAUGUAAUGAUGGUGUUUUACUACUAAACAUCCUGUCAGGCUUAUCCGAUGAUGAUCUUCGUGAUUAUUUGCUAAACAUAGCAGACCCAUGUGCAUUCGUGUAUUAUUCAACAUCUACACGGUCUACUUUCUUCGGAAGGGACACUCUAGGAAGAAGAAGUCUCUUAAUGUCUUCCUCUGAUGAUGGUAUCUUGGUUUCAUCGAUUCCUGAUCCUUCCUUGUCUUGGGAGGAAUGUGAUGCAACCAUUCUCUACGAAUUGAAGGAUGAUCAAUCACUAAUUAAACACCAACGAGAUACCUCAAUCAAACUCAAUAGGAUGAUUCCUGAAAAAGACACGGUUGAAAACAUUCCGUGUGACAUUCUCGACCAAUUUCGCCAUAUACUCACUCAAGUUGUUGACAGACGCGUACGGAGUAUACCAACACAUAAGGAGACUGGCUCCUCAUUGCGAGAAUGCAAAGUUGCAGUGUUAUUUUCGGGCGGUAUUGAUUGUACAAUGGUUGCUCACUUAGCUUCUAAAAUACUACCAAAAUCAGAACCUAUAGAAUUAAUUAAUGUAGCUUUCUGUGCUACCCCAAAUCCUUCUAUUGAUACCCUUCGGGAAGUUUGCAGUCGCGCACCUGAUCGUCAAACAGCUAUGGAAGCGGUUGAGGAACUACAAAAGUUACACCCAGGGAGGGAGUUCAGAUUGGUGAAUGUGGAUAUCACAGCGGAGGAUUACAACACAGAAAAGCAAACAAUUAUUGAGUUGAUGUAUCCAAAGAACACAGUCAUGGAUCUCUCUCUCGCAGCUCCACUUUAUUUUGCCUCUCGUGGUCAAGGAUAUCUGUACAACUCUAAAGAAGACUACACGGCCCAGGCGAGAGUUUUGUUAAGUGGGUUAGGUGCUGAUGAAGCCUUGGGAGGUUACGGAAGGCAUAGAGUCGCUUACCAAAAAGGUGGCUGGGAUGUACUCGCAGAUGAGUUGGAGAUGGACUUAGAUCGUCUGCCAUCACGUAACCUAGGACGUGAUGAUAGGGUACUCUCACAUCAUUCCCGUGAAGUUAGAUUUCCAUUUCUCGCUCAACCACUGCUACGUUGGUUGAGUACAAUACCAUUACACCUCAAAGCCGACUUCAGACAGACGGAAUUGGGUGACAAAAGACUAUUACGCACACUCGCAGUAUCUGAAGGCCUAGUAAGCGCGUCAAACCGUGCAAAACGUGCAAUGCAAUUCGGUAGUAGGAGUUCGCGGAUGGACGGUGCGGGAGCCAGUAAAGCCAAAGGCGACGAUAUAAUAAAAAUAAAUUAGUCUAUAUUAUCAAGAACAUCUGAAAUUAUUGCAUCAAUCUCCGGAUCAUCUAGUUGUUGUACUUCUUUGUCAAGAACCUUUCCAAAAGCAUUAGCUGCUGCAAGUGUGGCAUCAUCCAUGGAUAUAGAGUUAUUAUUGAGUGCACUAGCUACGGAUGUCAUCUUUGCACCAUGAAUACCGCAAGCGACUAUAUUUCUGAACCAAUCUAAUGGUUCAUUUGUGAUGUUGAUUGCGAAGCCAUGGGAUGUGAUUCUGUGUCUCACUUGUAUGCCAAUUGAAGCAAUUUUAUGAACAUCGUCAAGCCACACACCUGUAUGCUCAGAUGUUUGACCGCGUAUCCUGUACUGAUCUGCCAACAUUCUAAUGAGCGACUUUUCAACUCUGUCAACGUAGCAUUUCACUGAGAGAUUCAAUCUAGAUAAAUUGAAGAUAGGAUAUCCGACUAAUUGACCUGGUCCAUGAUAAGUAAUCUGACCGCCACGCUUUGUGAGUUCGUAGUGAGCGCCUAAAGCCCUCAAUCUUGUAGACUCCUCUAUAUUCUCAUCAGUUGUACGCCUUCCUACUGUGUAUACUGGCGCGUGCUCUAGUAGGAGUAGUACAUCCUUCGUUGGUUUAGCAGCUACCAAACGCUCCUGCAAUUCUAAACCAGCUUUGUAAUUUAUAAACCCUGGUAGUCUUUUAUAGUAAAUUGACAUUCUGCUUUUAUUUUCUCCGUAUAACUUGUUUAUAAAGAACUACCAUCUACUUAAAAGAUGUCAGAGGCCAAUUCGAACGGCGUGACACCAAUUGACCCAACGCAAGGUAAAAAGCAUGAAGCUUACCCUGUAGUUGGCGGCGAUAUUUCCAAUAUAUCUCAAAACCCAGAGUCACCUGCAGUUGAGCAAGAAAACGCUGAUGUACAAAUGGAGAAUGCAGAAGAGAACGUCGUAGUAAAAGAACAAUCAAAGUAUCACUCACAGGAAGAAGCUAGGAACUAUUUGGCAGCCCAAACCCAGGAAAUUAUUAUACCAAGCUAUAGUUCAUGGUUCAGCUUUGGACAAAUAAAUGCAAUAGAGAAGAGGUCCUUACCUGAAUUCUUCAACAACCGCAAUAGAUCAAAAACACCUACAAUUUACAAAGAGUACAGAGAUUUCAUAAUAAACACAUACAGAUUGAACCCAUCCGAGUAUCUGACUUUCACGGCUUGUAGACGUAACCUCGCGGGUGAUGUAUGCGCUAUCAUGCGUGUACACGCUUUCUUGGAACAGUGGGGUUUGAUCAACUACCAAAUUGAUCCAGAUACACGUCCAGCUGCACUUGGUCCACCAUUCACUGGUCAUUUCAGAGUCACCCUCGAUACUCCAAGAGGUCUCCAACCUUUGCACCCUGGUACUCAACCUGCCACUAAAACUUCCGUUAAACAGGAGGCACCGGAAAUUGCGAGACAAUCCUCAAAACCACCAAAUGUCGAACUUCGCAAGGGUAUCUACAACACUUCCUCUUACAAAGUUACAGAAGAUCCAGAUGAAACUGCGAAAACCGCUAAUAAAUUUAAAGCAUCAAAUGAUGAAGGCGUUUCAGGUGAAGCUAGAUACUUCUGUGAUGUUACAGGUACAGAAUGUACACAAGAGCGUUAUCACUCUAUUAAACAUCCAGAUUUUGUGUUAUGCCCACAAGCUUACCUAGAUGGUCGCUUCCCUUCAACAAUGUUCUCUGGUGACUUUAUUAAAAUUACAAACGAUAAAUACAAGCCAGCAGGCACAAUAGAGGAUGAUCCACAAGCAAAUGCUGAACCAUGGUCUGAUCAAGAAACACUUCUAUUACUUGAAGGAUUGGAACAAUACGAUGAUGAUUGGAAUUCAGUUGCUGAACAUGUGGGAACCAGAUCAAGGGAAAGUUGUAUUGCCCAUUUCUUGCAGUUACCUAUUGAAGAUCCAUACCUCGUUGCAUCAUCCGAUAGUGCAAGAGAUCCACAAUAUCAUGGUAAAGCAUCACAAGGUGAUCUCGGACCAUUAGCAUAUGGUAAAUUCCCAUUCUCACAAUCAGAUAAUCCAGUUAUGAGUGUAGUUGCCUUCUUGGCUUCAAUUGUUAAUCCAUCAGUUGCAUCAGCAGCAGCCAAAGCAUCUGUUGGUGAAAUAACAAAAGAUGAAAGUGAGGAAAAGAUGGAUGUUGAACCUGCACGUAACACUGUAGAAAAAGCUGCAUCUGUUGCAUUAGGCGCUGCAGCUGCAAAAGCUAAAACUCUUUCAAAUAAUGAAGAGAAAGAAAUACAAUCUUUGGUUUCUAAAAUUGUUGAAGCACAAUUAAAGAAAUUAGAAUUAAAGACUGAGCAGUUUGAAAAAUUGGAAACAAUGCUUGAAGAAGAGAAAAAGAGUUUAGAGAAUGCAAGAAUGCAAUUAGCACAAGAGAGAACAGAAUUCGCCCAACAAGUCAAAGAACUACAAAAAGCUAAAAACGAUCCUUCACAUACCUUGGAAUUAUCUGAUGGUCAACUUAAAUUUGAAAACGUAAUCGCAGAUCCAACUGAAUUCGGUAGUGGUGAUAUUGCAACUUUGGGUUAAUCCAAUUCUAAAAUUAUAUAAACC
Messenger RNA from Wallemia mellicola CBS 633.66, 4536 nucleotides. RefSeq names its product SWIRM-domain-containing protein. Lineage: Eukaryota; Fungi; Basidiomycota; Wallemiomycetes; Wallemiales; Wallemiaceae. Gene Ontology annotation, molecular function: DNA binding; histone binding. The record is from RefSeq and is a predicted model, not a curated record. Gene Ontology annotation, biological process: positive regulation of DNA-templated transcription. Gene Ontology annotation, cellular component: SWI/SNF complex. The transcript has 7 exons. The coding region runs from base 2725 to 4512 and encodes 595 amino acids.